AUGUCGGUGGCGUUCGCACCUCACAGACAGCGUGGCAAGGGUGAUAUCACCCCCGCCGGAAUACAGAAGCUACUUGAUGAAAAUAACCAUUUGAUUCAGAGUAUUAUGGACUUCCAGAGCAAAGGCAAAACAACAGAGUGUUCACAGUAUCAACAAAUACUGCACAGAAAUUUAGUGUACCUGGCCACAAUAGCAGACUCUAAUCAGAACAUGCAGUCUCUUCUCCCAGCACCACCCACUCAGAACAUGACCAUGGGCCCUGGUGGGAUGAACCAAAGCGGAGGUCCGCCUCAGCCCAGUCACGGUCACAACAUGCCCUCCGAGGGUAUGGUGGGCUGCGGCCCGCCUGCCCCACACAUGCAGAACCAGAUGAACGGACAGAUGCCUGGGCCCAAUCACAUGCCCAUGCAGGGCCCUGGUCCAGGCCCUAACCAGCCCCCGAACAUGCCCGCCGGCUCUAUGAACAUGCCGCCGAGCAGCCACGGCACGAUGGGCGGCUACAACCACGCUGUCCCUUCGUCGCAGGGCAUGCCAGCGCAAAGCCAGAUGAACAUGACGCAGGGCCAGCCCAUGGGUAACUACGGGCCGCGACCCAGUAUGAACAUGCAGCCCAAUCAAGGCCCCAUGAUGCACCAACAGCCUCCCUCCCAGCAGUACAACAUGCCUCCGGGUGGGGGCGGCCAGCACUACCAAGGCCAGCAGAACCCAAUGGGUAUGAUGGGCCAGGUUAACCAGGGCAAUCACGUCAUGGGGCAGAGGCCGAUGCCCCCGUAUAGACCGCCUCAGCAAGGACCCCCUCAGCAGUACCCAGGGCAGGAAGACUACUAUGGGGACCAGUACAGUCACGCAGGACAGGGAGCCUCAGAAGGUAAUGCCCAGUAUGGUCAACAGCAAGAAGCCUAUCAGCAAGGCCCCCCACAGCAGCAGGGUUACCCUCCUCAGCAACAGUACCCUAGUCAGCAGGCCUACCCGCCGCAGCAGCAGGGCUAUGUUCCUUCUCAGAACGCCCCCGGACAGUACCCCAACUACCCCCAGGGGCAGGGACAGCAGUACGGUGGCUAUCGCCCCCCUCAGCCCGGACCCCCGCAAGGCCAGCAGCAGCGCCCUUACGGCUACGACCAGGGGCACAUGAGGAAAUAAAGGCCCGGGGAUUUGAACCCCCUGACUAGCUCUAUAAGAAGCAAAGGGCCAGUAUGGAAAUUACCAGCAAUGAGAAACGCCCCCCCUCCCUUCCCCCCACAGAUGAUAUGAGUCACAACAGCACAAACAAAUGAAAAAAAAAUCCAUUCCUCUCCCUGUUUUUGGCUCAUAAACACGUCCUCUCAACUUAUCCUCCUCUCCCUUGUUUUUGUGGUCCAGUACGUCUCAAAGCGGCAGUGCCUUAAAGAUGGAGCUGCCUUAUCCUUGAGCAUUGCGUCGACUGUACGCCAAAAUUUCAUUAAAUUUUUUUUUUUUAUUAUUUUUAUUUUUCACGGACGAUUCAAAAGUAAUUCUACUGUGGUUCAUGCUUCAGCUCCCUGUUAAUAAGAAGAAGCAAUAAGGCCAGCAGUAGGUGGAGGCUGUGUGUAAAAAGGUAGAGGGGCAUGGCGUAAAGUUUAGAUAGCAGCCAAACUUCCUUGUUACACCUGCCCGUACAGGUACACGUGUCUAUGUAUGAGAUAAUGUAAAAAAUCUAUUUUAUUCUUUUUUUUUUUUUUUUAGAGGCAGAUGACUUUGUAUAAGACAUUGGAAGCUAGUACUAAGAUGUGUAAGUGUCAAGCAGUUUUUUUUUUUGGGGGGGGGGGGGGGGGUUGUUAUCCAGCACAUUGUUGUUAUGACCUGAACCAUUCAAACGAUUUGCAAUUGCUCUCCUUAAAUUGUAAUUAGGAGAGCAAACUUGCCACAAGAACAUGUUUUUAUUUGGAAAAGCAUCUUUGCUGUACUAAAUAAGCUGUGCCAACUCUAGUGGUGAAGGAAAAAAAAGGUUGUUUUUUUUUUGUUUGUUUGUUUUUUUGGCGGGCCACAAGAUGUGGUCAAAGGUUUGUCGGGGUAUGUAAGCAGACACCGUUUUUUGAACACCAAGGAAGCACAGCA
Molecule: messenger RNA, 2073 nt
Organism: Hippocampus comes (tiger tail seahorse)
Lineage: Eukaryota; Metazoa; Chordata; Actinopteri; Syngnathiformes; Syngnathidae
Gene: ss18
Product: SS18 subunit of BAF chromatin remodeling complex
Exons: 11
Coding region: 1-1140 (379 amino acids)
Biological process (GO): positive regulation of transcription by RNA polymerase II
Cellular component (GO): nucleus
Molecular function (GO): transcription coactivator activity
Source: RefSeq, a predicted model, not a curated record